CUUUAAUAUUUACCUUUUCAUGUUCAAUUAUGAUAAUAUUAUCUUUUUGUUGUAAAAUUAUGAUAAAACUUACAAUACGCCUGGUCUUCAUUGUCAAAUUUUGACAAGGCAAUUGUUUUUGUAGCUACAAUUAAAUUUUGCACGAACUAUUUUCACCAUCAUAAUAAGCACAGUGAUAAUUAAACGUUAUCUGUAACUAAAUUCGAAAUUAAACAUAACAAACAUUGGUUUUACGAGGACCGCAUGUACAGUUAUACAUACUUAAUUUUGUUUCCCUAGAGGAAAUGUGACAACAUGGACGGUUCCAAUACGACAGGAAAUUACACUGAUUCAGACUCGUUUUCAACAGUGGUUGUAAUUGAGUCAAUUGUUAGUUGUAGUUUAUCUAUUCUCGGAUCGUUCGCGAUAUUCGGAUCUUACAGUCUUUUGCCGGAAAUAAGAAAUGCUACCAGGAAACUUGUCACGUGUCUAACAAUAGCAGAUUUUCUAACGGCGUUAGGAUACAUGUCGUCAGCGAUUGCUCAUCUAGUUGGAACACAAAGAGAUGUGUGUACACCACAAAGCGAAAUAACAACAUAUUCGAGUCUCGUGUCAUUCUUUCUUACUGUUGCCAUUGCGAUUCACAUCUUUUCAACUGUUGUUAACAGAAACGAUAGAACCUCGUCGUGGCAAUUCCUUAUUAUUACUAACAUCAUAAGCUGGUUAUGUCCAGGAAUUAUUAUAGCAUUUGCUAUUGACAAUGGUGUUCUUGGUAGAGACAAAACAGAAAAUGUUGGAACAGGUCCUUGGUGUUGGUUAAAAAGAGACACUAAAGACUAUAUGUUUUGGAUGUUUUUGACUGGAAAAGGAUGGGAAAUAGUGUGCUACUUGCUGACAACAUCCUUAUAUGUUCUCCUGAAAUUCUACUUGCUAUUGCGAUUCAGGCGACACCAGUUUGCAGAGAUACAUGAAAGUCUCCGGAACUACGAUCAUAACUUCUUAUAUGUUUGGUUUAUACUUUAUCUACUACGUCUUUGGGGUACCAUUCGAUCGAUUAUGGCUUUGACAGGAGUGGAUAAACAAAGUCCUGGUGAUGAAAUAUCCAACGUGUUCAUGCAUAUGCAGGCAAUAGGUGAUCCAGCUCAAGCUUUCUGCAAUUUUAUCUUAGUCUGUAUCCUUGACAAACCUGUUAGGUUAGUUCUGUUUGGCGACUGCGGUAGGGAACCUAACCGUGAUAAUGGAGACUCAAUUCAAGGUGAUUACAAUUAUAUACCCGCAGACUCUGUUGACAAAGGUUCAGUCAAUGAAUACAGUCGACGUUACGGUAGUAUGGACAGGAGAGACAGGAUCAAUUGAUGAAGCACUUUAUUUGAUUUUAAAUGGUUUUUUUAAAUCAUGAAAUUAACUAACAUUUCAUAUGAUAAAAACAUCAUACUAUAAGAAAAGGUUUGUUUGAGAAAAACUACAGAAUUUUGCUCGCAGAUUCUACAAAUUAGAACGAGACAAGAAUAUACUAACGAGUUUUUAAAACCAAACAAAGCUUUAUUCUUGAAUAUUCAUAUAUGACCUUGACCUCUCGAUUUAAUACAAAUAUUCAAUUUUUGAUUCAAUAGCCAAACGAAUAAAACAAUAAUGUUAAUUCUUUCUAACGCAACAUACAUAGCAAAAUCUUGAAAUCAUUUUGAAAUCAUUUUGAGUUCUGUAAUUUUAUUUUUAAUGUUGAUAUUUUAAAAUAUGUCACCUUUAAGUGGUUAUACUAAAAGAAGGAAGUACGAGGAAUCAUGCAGUGCGGUUCUAUUUAAACAGGCAGUAUUAUAUGUUUAAUAUUGGUCAACAUUCUAUAUAUAAAAAGUAUAAUGUUUGAAUUUCUGUCAAAACAAUGUUGAUUUAUGUUUGUUAAAUAUGUCAUUGGAAUCAAUACAUUACGUUCCAAUCAAAAUAAGUAAAAAUGUUUUUGGUAAUAUUGCAAUAUUAAUGAAUAAAAUAAAAUUAAAAUAAUAAAUCAU
This is a messenger RNA of Ruditapes philippinarum (Manila clam), 1985 nucleotides long. RefSeq names its product G-protein coupled receptor 157-like. Gene Ontology annotation, molecular function: G protein-coupled receptor activity. Lineage: Eukaryota; Metazoa; Mollusca; Bivalvia; Venerida; Veneridae. Bases 295 to 1335 code for a protein of 346 amino acids. Gene Ontology annotation, cellular component: plasma membrane. The record is from RefSeq and is a predicted model, not a curated record. The transcript is spliced from 4 exons. Gene Ontology annotation, biological process: cell surface receptor signaling pathway; adenylate cyclase-activating G protein-coupled receptor signaling pathway.